UUGUUUUUUGAACAGGACUCUGAAUGAUAUGAAGAAUAUAAAUCCUUUGAAUCACAAUUCAGCGUUGAAGAAUAGGGGCGAGGAUCCGUUGGACCCAAAUAACGAACAAUUUGAAGUGGACGUCAAAGAUAUGCUCAAUUGGGUGAAGGAAUUUGCUGCCGCUCAACAGCGAAGAAUUGACCUCCGCCCAACAUCGGUCUACUUGGCUGCGUCACUCGGCCCAAAUUUUGACCCCAAAAUACACAAACCAUUCGAGUUUGUUAAGGGAUUGGAUGAAGGAAUCCGAUUCUAUAUCGGCUUCAACUCUUUGACAAUUGGACUUAAUAUCCAUCAUCUCCAGUUUCCCGAUAAUUCGCCGCUUGGGAAAGCUGACAAGGCUGGAGAAACGUGUGUCCUCCUAAAAACUUGGGGAUUUGAGGGGGGCUGUCAUGCCGAGAAAGUCAAACUUGCUCGUGCUUUGUAGGCAUCCUUGAUAGAAUUUGCCCUUACUAGCCAAGAAUUUAAAUCUAACGAUGGGAGGGAGUGCAAGUUCUACAACCAGCAACGAGAACUGGGUGCGUUCUUUGAAUGCUGCAGUGAGGAACAGCGGAGGACGGCGCUGGAGAAAGCAGUGAAAGGGGUCCCAUUCAUAUGCUGUCAAGAGGACUGUCAAUGCGAGGCGAUUGCACAUUUGAAGAAUGACGAGUGUAAUCCAAUCAAGUUCCCUCUAAAAGAAAAGAAUGUUGUCAGGCCGUUGAACAUUGGCUCGGCCUCAACAACAUCGCCCAAAACGAAAGUGGACAAGAAGAAGAAGAAUCCUCUAGUCACCCCUGCCGAAAUCAAAGUUGAAGUACACCGUCGUCUGAAAGACCUUCAGGAAAGGAGGCGACAAGACCCCGACCACGAACACCAUGUAUACUUUACGAUUUUGGCAAGAAAACAAGAUUUUCCUGGACUCCACACCGCCCGGGAUGUAUGUAGGGCAAUAAACAAUGGUGGACAUGCCCAGGCCGUAAUUUUAUAUUACGUGGGAAAAGGAGAACGUGAUGGGAUGAACAAAUAUCACAAACAUCGUCCUGACCUCAGUGCCGUUGCAAAGAAAGCAUCAGGUGGUGACUAUUGGGUCAUACAAAUUGCAACCUUCAAGUGUUCUGGCUUAGAGGAAGCGGAGAAGUUGGAAGCAAAGUUGUUGAUGUGUUGUUUACUGAAAGCUCGGAAGAAGAUGACCGGAACAAAUUUCAACCCAAUCAAUGAAGCCAUGCCAUGGUCGGCUUUCAACAAAUUAUCAGACGAGGAGAAACUGCAAUCCGUCCAAAUGGGAGUUGCUGGAGUUUCUCCGAUAACUUUGCAAGGAGUUGUUCCCCAUUUCACAAUGGGAAAAAUCUCAUUUCCCGUCAACUUGGGCCACGCAAUCAAGACCAAUAAGAUUUUGGAUGUCACCAGCGUUGCCCCUUCUAAGGAUUAAUAUUUUACAUUGUACGUUGUUUUUCAUUUACGUUAUACGACUGUCACACUCAUUUCCACUUCUACUUAAUAUUUGCCUACUUCAACGUCUCAUUAUAUGAAAUUGGAUGUAAUUUUAUACAAGUAA
Folsomia candida is the source of this 1570-nucleotide messenger RNA. RefSeq lists its product as uncharacterized. Lineage: Eukaryota; Metazoa; Arthropoda; Collembola; Entomobryomorpha; Isotomidae. The coding region runs from base 1031 to 1444 and encodes 137 amino acids. The transcript is spliced from 3 exons. The record is from RefSeq and is a predicted model, not a curated record.